This is a messenger RNA of Molossus molossus (Pallas's mastiff bat), 525 nucleotides long. RefSeq names its product testis expressed 37 (gene SPMIP9). Gene Ontology annotation, cellular component: cytoplasm. Lineage: Eukaryota; Metazoa; Chordata; Mammalia; Chiroptera; Molossidae. The transcript has 4 exons. The coding region runs from base 1 to 525 and encodes 174 amino acids. The record is from RefSeq and is a predicted model, not a curated record.
AUGGCGGGUGUGGUGUACCCCAGACAGGUCCCUGUGGAUUUAGACAUAUACCAAACCACCUACAUGGUCAACUACCACCCCUACGGGAAGCACAAGUACUCCAGAGUCACGCCACAAGAGCAAGUGAAGCUGGACACCCAACUCAGGGAAAAAGAAUUUUAUACGCUCAUCCCCAGCCCCAACCCCAAGUUAAAGGACGGAUACCCGGCCUUCAAAAGACCCUACAUGAAUGCCAGAGACCUGGGACAGCCCGGCUUCUUCCCGUCGCUGGACCACGGGGGCACGGAGAAGGAAGAGCUCGGGUUCACCUGCGGCCCUGCGGGGCGCCCCGUGCCCCGCGCGCUGCCCCCCGCCAGCGCCGCCUUCCCCGCCGCCUUCCCGUGCCUGCGGGAGCCCGCGCAGCAGCCGGCGGCGGAGGAGGCCACCGGCUACCUCCUGCUGCCCGGCUGCCUGUGCCCCGGGCACCGCGCGGCCAAGGUCCCGGUGCUGAGCCGCUGGGGCCCCCUCCUGCCCUUUUACCAGUAG